AUGCCGUCCUGUGCCGCGUGGCGCAGCACGAUCGCUGCUCCUCCGCAGCCGGUCGACCCUGCCGACGUCCUACGAGCUAUCAGGAAGGAGGAACAACCUCUGGUUCCGAACUCCGUCACUGCGGGCUUCUGCCAUCUUCCGCCGCUAAAGGCGCCAACAGGACAUGUCCACGAGUGGCACACGAAUCAACUUGUCACUCUGGUGAAAUCAGCCGCGCGGUGGUGCAGUAACUGUGGGGCGACGUCCACACCGCUGUGGCGACGCGACCAGAACGGCCAGACGCUGUGUAAUGCCUGCGGCUUAUACCAGAAGACGAACGGCCACACUAGACCUGCGGCCAAGCCCGCGCGUCGAGUGGCGAACCGCAGACACGCGGCGACUCAGUGCAGCAACUGUAGAACGACGGUAACGACCCUGUGGCGCAAGAACACAGACGGAGCAAGCGUCUGCAAUGCCUGCGGACUGUACUACAAGCUUCACGCCGUUCAUCGACCGGUGAGCAUGAUGAAAAGCCUACUCAGCACGCGUAACCGGCGCUCGAUGACGUCAUCGCAGAUGAUCAGCAGGGUGACAUGGUGACGUCAUUGCUGAUAAACAGGGUGACAUGGUGACGUCAUCGCAUAUCAUCAGGGUGAUCUGGUGACGUCAUCGCACUUUAUCCUAGUGAUAUGGUGCCGUUUUGGAAGGUCUCCAGAGUGACGUAUAACGCUAUCGCAUAUCAAUAGGUUGACAUAAUGCCGGCAGGCAGAUAUAGUGACGUCAUGAAAGGCCGGUAUACUGACAAAGUGAUGUCAGUUUAGGCUGGUGUACUGACAUAGUGACGUCAGCUUAAUUACGCUGGUUUACAGACAUAGUGAUGUCAUUGUAAGCCAGCAGACGAAGAGUGAGGCCCGACGCUUGUCAUUAGUAUGACAUCAUCCUGACAUCAUCCAUGCGUCCUCCGUACUGCAUUCGUCCGUCAGUGUACUGACGUCGGCUAACAUACCAUUAGUUACCCACGCACUAAGUUCUUGUAUGAGCGUGCGUGCGUGCGCAAAUUCGUUCGUGCGCAAGUUCGUUCGUACGUGCGUGUGUAUGUGUGUGUGUGCGUGUGUGUGCGUGCGCAAGUUCGUUCCUUUGCGUGUGUGUGAGCGUGUGUCCGUGUGUUUGUAUUUUAUAAGUACGUGUCUGUCGAUUUUAAAAUAAAUUUGAUACUU
Molecule: messenger RNA, 1196 nt
Organism: Priapulus caudatus
Lineage: Eukaryota; Metazoa; Priapulida; Priapulimorpha; Priapulimorphida; Priapulidae
Product: trans-acting T-cell-specific transcription factor GATA-3-like
Exons: 4
Coding region: 1-579 (192 amino acids)
Biological process (GO): negative regulation of transcription by RNA polymerase II; positive regulation of transcription by RNA polymerase II
Molecular function (GO): DNA-binding transcription factor activity, RNA polymerase II-specific; RNA polymerase II cis-regulatory region sequence-specific DNA binding; zinc ion binding
Source: RefSeq, a predicted model, not a curated record